GGGGAUAAUGCGCGUGAGACAGAAACACUGAGGUGGUGAAAUGUCACGGGAGGAAAGACAUCUGCUGUGCUUUGUUGAUCCGUGAUGGGAUGCUCCAGCACAGUGCGCGUGCGGUUCCCCCAGUCCGGGCUGUCACUUUAAGACACCGAGAGCUUUGUGUCUGAUUAAUUCAACGUACGGCGACGCGUUAUCGGAGAAACCUUGUUAGACGACGAGCCGCACAGAGAACGAGGACAUGCAGGAAUACUGACUGCUGGACGAGAAACACUUGAAGUUAUUCUUAUUAUAAUAAAAACCCGUGUGUGUUUUUAUUUUUAUUUUUAUUUUUAAAGAUGAAGACAUCUUGAGGAUGGUUUGUUUGGACUAAAAGUCUGCAUCGUCGCGCACGAAAGGAGGGAUUUUUUUUUCUUUUCUCAGCAUCAGCUUGGAGUAAAAAUACAUCACAGGAGGGAGGACAGAAGCUCGGAAGGCAUGUCGUCGGAAAAACACGGUCUCGAUGACUCUGGCCGUCAGACCAUGCAGCCUCCUCCAUACCUCUCCGGCCCGCAAGACCCAAACAUGCCCCAACACCCUAACAUGCAGCCAGCACCGGGCAGCCAGCCCAACUACCCUCCUCCGCCCCCUCCUCCGGGCUCAGACGGAUAUCUCCAAGAAACCCAGUUCCACUGCGGCCCGCUGGGUCCUCAGGGGGCCCCGCAGGGCUACACGGUCCAGACCCAGGGCCCCGGAGGCACCAUGUCUCACGCCCCUGUAGGAUACCUCCACCCGGGCUACCCUCUUCAGCUUCAGCCCUGCACAGCUUAUGUACCUGUCUACCCCAUGGCAUCGGGACAACCCUACAUGCCGACCGGGGGAGGCCACCCAGGGAUCCCGCCGGGCCAGAUUCAUCCCAUGCAAAUGCCACCCAGCAUCACCCUAAUGGACCGUCGACCGCCACACGACUACCUGCCCAUCGCCGUGCUCACCACCGUCUGCUGCUUCUGGCCAACAGGCAUCAUUGCAAUCAUCAAAGCAGUGCAGGUGCGCACGGCGAUAGCCAGAGGGGACAUGGUGACGGCGGAGAUAGCCUCCCGCGAGGCACGCAACUUCUCCUUCAUCAGCCUGGCUGUUGGCAUCGCCUCCAUCGUGCUUUGCACCAUCCUUACCGUGGUAGUCAUCAUCGCCUCGCAGCACCACGACGACGACUGGGAGCCGUAACUCCGCACAGCGUCAGACAGAUGGGAAAUCAUGGCAUAUAUUAGCUAGCAAACUACUCUUGAUCGUUUGGAGGAAGUAGGAGCACUGAGAACACACACAAACUGCUACUGCAUUGCUGGCCCUACGGUGUACGGCUACACACACACACACACACACAGCUCUGACCUAACCCGCUGCCAUCAAACACACAAAACGACGACCAAAAACAACCAAUCACAGCUGGUGAUCAAAUGCCAAAUACAAUCGGCUGUCAAACGACGCCCAGUGUUGCUGUUAGCACAGCGACCGCUUAAUAUUUACACUCAGAUAUGAGCUGCACGAGGGAAGCAAAGCUCCUUGUAUUAACAAUUCAUUUGACGCUGAUUAAUUCAUAGGUCACCGUGUUAAAUAUUCCAACAACUAAAUCUACUAAAUGGGCCAUCGCAGUUGUUUUUAGGAUAUUUAAAUGCACAUUUUAGUGUUACAAGUAAAAUAAAAAAGUACAGUCUACCUGUUUUCUUCAAAAACAAAAAAAAGUGCCAUGUUGAAACAAAGUUGAUUUACAGAGUAGUAUUAUUGCUGACAGAGACUGUCAAACUGAUUGAAAGUGUUAGAGGGGGGGGAUCAAUACACAUUUAACACACCAAAUGGAGGCUGACAGAGUGUCUAAUGUAACCAAACAGAGUAUUUAUUUGAGAUUGGUUGUUCGUAUGCUAUGGACAUUUUAGCUGGAUGAGAUGAUACAUAAUUUAUGAAUUAUAUGUUCGUUGAUUUAUUUAAAAUCUGUUUAUUUAUGAAUUCAUUCAAUAUCUACUCAUGCGUCUGCUAUAAUUUACAAUAUAUUGUUUGUUGCAGCUAUCUGACACUUUUGAAAUUGGCUUAAAUUUGAUAUCUGAUGAUGAUGCACUUUCUAGUAACUAGGCGAGACGACGCAGCUUACAUUGCUUACAUUGAUAGUUCUUUUAGUGCAUGAUAAAUAUAAAUUUAAGCUAACGGGGGGCAUCUAGUGCAAUAAUAGCUUGUCUCCCAUCUGUUGGUGCGAAUAUCUCCUAAAAUGUCUACAAGUGUGUGCUACAGUUUUCUCAAACAAGUUGAUGUCAAUAAAAGAAAAGGAGACAAUUUAGAUGAUUAUUAUAUAGUAUUUGAAUCUUAGGUUCGCAAAUAUUGUUUUCGCAGGUAUUUUAGUGUAUUGGCCUAUUUUCUGUUGCACAUCUCUUAGCUAUUUAAUCUCCCAGACACUGUGUGUGAAACUUUAGUGCAACGUUAGACUUAUGAGGCAGCAUAGCCCUGCAUGUCAUCCUCAGUUUGUUUCCAUUUGUCUUAAAUAUCGAGGUUCGAUGUGCAACUGUGAGCUCCUAUGACGUUGUUUCACUGUUGUAACACAAUGAGUCAGGGUUAAUUUCAUAUGAGUAUGGUCUCCUUAAUGUAGCAGCAGGUGUGCUGUUGUUUAUAAGAGCCAACGGAGCUAUAAGUCAACGUUACUGUUUGAACUAUAAUAUGGGGUUUAUGGGAGGAACUGAAAAUGAAUGUUUCCAAUAGGAGCGAGAUAAAAUAUUAAUGCCUAUACUGUAUUGUAGCACUUUCCGCUUACUGAAAUCUCUCCUCUUCUCUUUCUCCUGUUCACAUGAGUUAUUGGACCUAUUCAUAUAUUUCCCAUCUGCCCCCUCCUCUGUUGGUUGAUGAUGCUAUUUUUAAAAUAAUUAUACAGAGAUAUUAAAGAAUUAUGUUUGUUAAUAAUGAACACAAAGAGAGACGGUAUAACUGCAGUUUAUUCUGUUGUUUAUAUAUUAUUAUUGUUGUUAUUAUUGGCAACUGCAUUGCAUUUGAUUAUCACUAGUAUAAUAAUAAGUACAUCUGGGCACGUAUUUAUCGAACUUCUAAAAAUAAUGCUCCUAAAAGCCAACUUCGUAAUAAAAAAGUAUUUAUUUUUAAAGACACAUGUUUAAAGCAAUCCUUCAUUUUAUUAUACUCAGUGAUCAGUUUUCCCGCUUACAUAUGUUAUUUAUCAAAUACUGAAUUAUCACUACUGAUUCAGAUAACAUAUUUUUCAUUAUGACCAAUAAUAGUUGGAACAAUCAAUCCAAAACGUGUUUCUUAGAAGGUGUGUGAUCACAAAUAAAUUUAGCUGGUUUAAAUUUAAGAGCAUUUGAAAUAUGAAGAAACGUGAUAAAAUUGCAUUAGUUCUAUUUCCUGGGAAAUAUGCUUAUUCGCUUUCUUGCGGCGAGUUAGAUGAGAAGAUUGAUGCCACUCUCAUGUUUGCGCGCCAAAUAUGAAACUACAGCCAGGAGACAGUUAGCCUAACUUAGCUUAGCAUUUACACUGUAAACAGAAGGAUACAGCUUGCCUGGCUCUGUCACCUUGUUUUUACACUUCAGUCUUUGUACGUAUUAAGAAAAUGAGAGAUAUAACAUGUUAAUCAGUGAGCUUUCGAGGUGCUAGUAUAGUAUUACCUUUGGAGAAAGCCAGGCUAGCUGUUUCCCCCUGUUGCUAAGCUAAGCUAACUAGCUUCUGGCUGUUGCUUCAUAUACAUUGUACUGGUAUGGAGAAAGAAGAAAGAAGCAUCCUUCCCAAAAUGUCAAACUGUUGAUUGAAGUUAUUGAAUAGGAGUAAAAAUGUAGGAUGUUUACACUUAAACCCGUUUGACAAAUGCAGACCCUGUCCUUAUAUGAUUGACUCAGUGAUAUUUCAGUGUUAAAAGAGUAAAUGAAGCACAAUAUUGUAUGGUAUUAUUAUUGUACAGAGGGCUCUGGUGGUGAGUGUGUGUCUAAUGAAUAGAGUCACUCCUAGCAUAUCUAAGGUUAGUUUAUACAGCGCUAGGCUUCAUCUCCCUGUUUGCUUUCUGAUGGGACUCUUCUGUGCUCAGCGACAUGGCUGUGUUCUUACUCAGCUGGAAGUUGUGUUCUUCAAUUUCUUAUUUUUUUUGUUUUGUUUUUGAGCUUGUAAAUGCGAUGGGUUGCUUGUUUCAAAGAGCCAAAAAUGACCUGUCUACGUGCGGUUCUCUUGAGGUUUAUUAUUAUAAUGAUGUUCAUGGCUGUGUUGCACACACGUUGGUUGUUUCUGACUUCCGUUGUUUGAGUAAGAAUAAAAAAAAAAAAUUUUUGGGGUUGUGAACGAUA
Messenger RNA from Anarrhichthys ocellatus (wolf-eel), 4292 nucleotides. RefSeq names its product proline-rich transmembrane protein 1 (gene prrt1). NCBI's taxonomy places the organism in Eukaryota, Metazoa, Chordata, Actinopteri, Perciformes, Anarhichadidae. The coding region runs from base 472 to 1197 and encodes 241 amino acids. Gene Ontology annotation, cellular component: membrane. The record is from RefSeq and is a predicted model, not a curated record. The transcript is spliced from 4 exons.